Messenger RNA from Biomphalaria glabrata, 3652 nucleotides. RefSeq lists its product as uncharacterized. The transcript is spliced from 8 exons. The record is from RefSeq and is a predicted model, not a curated record. The coding region runs from base 597 to 1505 and encodes 302 amino acids. NCBI's taxonomy places the organism in Eukaryota, Metazoa, Mollusca, Gastropoda, Planorbidae.
CAAUCCCUCUGGCCCGCGUGAAUACCGGCAGAGGUACGAAGAGUGGAAGUGUUGAUUCCAUCGGUUGUUUCAGGAAUGGGCCAGUUACACGGUGUGAAAAAGGGGGGAAUCAAUAGAGGCUGAUCGAGUCAAUGAGUGCUGUAGAUAGCAUUGCCUUACUAUAAGUAGCAUCUAGGGCUUCCGUGCCACUACUGCGUAGAGCUAAUUAUCGCAAGAUAAUUUUGGGGUCUCAUUGUCACAGCGGGCUAAGUGUUGGAACUAGUGUAUGUGUUGUAGGCCUAUUUUUCUCAUUGUGUUUACUAUCACAUCGGAUCACGUGUUAGAUCUAGAUCGAGUAUUGUGGUUUUACUGUUACAUUGGCCUAAUUAAAAGACGCUUCGCUCUUACUCGAAUUGGAUUAAGUCUUACUACAUUUACUUGUACAGAGGACUUAGUGUUGGGCGUGUGACUUGUUCUAGCAUCGGAUAGGGUUCCUACUACUGGACUGCCUGGUUUCCUUGAGUAGAUUUUUGGUUUGACUACAGUAGACAAUUCCGCCCAGCCUCGGCCAUGUUUGUGAUCUGUCCAGUUGCUGGCUGGUCAACGUUAUGUGAAGGAUGAAUGUCCACCAUUGGCUACUGGUGAUCACGUGGUUGUACCUCAUUGGUCGGACAUAUCCCAGAAGACAUCGGCGAUCAACCUGUGUGACUCACCCUCGACUGAGAGACAAAUGGCACUUCGUAGACCAGAGCAAACAAGUCUUUGUCCGAAUCAGAGCUCAUCAGAUUAUUUACAAAUAUGGCAAGUCCAAGGCCAUCAAGUACAAGUGUCUUGAGAGCCAGGACAAUAUCUACUUACUGAGAUCCAACAAAUACAAGAACGAAGAUCACGGAGUUGUCUGCCUUGCCUUCACCUAUGUAGCUGACCAUCCCAGGGCUGAGUAUGUUGUUAUAAGACUGAUUGGUCCAGGGGAUGGCACCCAGGUGUUGAGUCCAGUCGUUGUUGACCAGGAGGCUAAACUCUCCAUAGAGACAACAUGUGACCGUCACGUGGUUCACGCUGGUCAGCACGCCACCGUCGCCUACAUCCGCAGAGCUCGUGAGUACACCAUUCCCUCUGUCACAAGUGCGUCACCUGUCAUCCCAGGAUGCAAGUUCCCCCCAGAGUUACGUGGGCGGUGGAACUAUACUUACCAGCACGCAAAGUCUCUGGAAAUCUGGCAGCGGAACGCGACACUGCAUUUAAUGAGCGGAGAAAGUGUCAAGUUUAUUUGUGACAAGCGAGACGGCGGAGUCUUUGUAUUUAGGGCUAAAGAAUAUGUCAGCAGAAGUGAGGACGCCAUCAUGUGUGCAGAGUUCACUCCCAUGCCAGACGACCCUUUCUACAGCUACCAGAUGUCCAGACACAACAGUGGUAAUCUACUGGAUGGACAGUUGAGGUCAGUGUCCAAGUCUCGGCCAGUGUACGUCCAUGUUGACUGUGACUGGAUAGGAAGUCCAGCAAGACCAGAAUUUCUGUAUCCAUGAUGUGGACAGUGGACUAUGGUGUGCAGCAUGAUAAACACUGUAACUCACUGGAUAACUCACUGGAUAACUCAUUGUUUAACUCAUUGGAUAACUCAUUGUUUAACUCACUGGAUAACUCAUUGGAUAACUCAUUGUUUAACUCAUUGGAUGGAGAUAGCUAAUUGGACAACAGCAAUGUCAAGGUUACAAUAUUCGUGGACAAAGAGGGUCUCUCUCUCAAGUGAAGUACAUUAACUUUGUUAUUGAUACGAAAUCAAUACGGUGUUUGUUUUUUAUCUCUCUACAUGAUCGAUUUGAGCAUGCGCAGGACACUCGAUGCUUUCCCAGGGAGGCUGAACCCCCACGUGACUGGAUAUAGGUUUUACCCUGGAGAGUCCCAAUGAACACUACGUUUCAUGUCAUCGUGUCAUUGUGUUUAUUCCAGGACUAAAGCAAAAACCAACACAUUUAACUGUGUGUAUAGAUUCUUUCAUUAAUUACUGGCGUAGCUUUUAUUUUGUAAAUAAACUGUCAUACAUUUGAAUGUUAUGAGCUCUACAGCACUUGUGUGUGAAGAAGCCUUGUCUGUAGGCCUCUGUGUGUGUGGAAUAUAAGUUUAUUAGAACAUUGUUUAAGACUAAGACUAAUGUCUGCUUUGUGUAUGUGUGUAUACAUGUCUCGUCUAUAUGUUUAUAUUUUGGGUCUCACGGUGUCUUGUCCUCACAUUCACGUGACACCUUCUGACUGACCUUUUAACCUCUAGAAGAUGAAGCAAUGUAACAAAACAAAGAUAGCUAUGGUGAUAGAACUGUGUAAAUCAGCGGUUCUCAACCUUUUAAGCACGGCGACCCCUUUUUACAAUCUCCCACUCUGCUGGGACCCCACCUCACACACACACACUUACAGCAAUAGAAGAAUAGACAAUAACAAUCCAUAUUUUUGAUGGUCUUAGGCGACCCCUGGCAAAUCGUCAAUCGACUUCCAAUGGGGUCGCGACCCACAGGUUGAGAACCCCUGGACUGUAAACAAUUAAAAGCAUUUUUUCCCCUUUCUUCCCAGGCACUGAAAACAAAUUAAAAUUUCCAGAACUAUCCUCAGUUAUCAACACUUGCGUCCUCUAGUGUUUUGAGAGAGGCAAUCUGCCUUUUUCUUUGUCACAAAAGAACUAUAAUAUUCAACAUUCCUUGAUUCAUACACUAGGACAAAUUUGUACAAAUACUCUUUCUUCCCUAGUGCUUUGAGAGCAUUGAAUGUGUUGCCUGGGUCAGCCUGGGAAAUGAUUGAUUAGACAGAGUUUAAUUCAUUGAUUAACAUACCUGACUAGGUUGACCCAGGGACAUCCGCAGAAUGUAAAGUAAUCAUCUUCUUUUUUGAAUUAACUUCAAUUUUUUUUUUAUCAGAUAACUUCUCCCAAUCUGAAAUACCUGUUAGAAAACUAAUCUAUUAAAUAUUUCUAGGUAUUUUAGUUCUAGGCCUGUAAGAUGUUACAUCAACACAUGUUGUUGAACCUCUGACCUAGUUCUGACAAAAUCACCAUUUGAAAGAGAAAAAAAAUUGAAGUCGUAAAAUGCACGUUGAAGGAAAUGUACAUUUGCGACAUAUAGUGAGGCACAUGAACCAGGUCUCGAGAGGACUCUUCCCUCUUAAAAAAAACAAACGUGGCUUUUGUAAUGUAGAAUUCUGUAACACUGGACAAUGACUGGACAUCUGGUGUUCACCAGUUGAAAAAAUGAAAACAACUAUUUUUUUCAAUUACUGCUUCUCAAUAAUUCACUUUCUUGUACACCUGUUACACAACAGACUUUCAUUUAUGAAAAAUCCCCCUUACUUCGUAUUGCAUGGAUUUCAUGAUCAGUUAAUAUCGAUAAAGCAUGUGCUAGAAGUUUAAUGGGGAAUGCAGUAUUUCCCGUUGCUAUGCAGCCCCAGCUGCGACCUGCAUAUUUUGCCAGCGCAGGCAUGACCAUUGUCCGCCGGUGGUAGUUUAUUAAUGACGAUUGAAAUAUAUUGUGUUCAACCAUAGAGCAAAAAUAAAAAUUCCCUAUUUGUUUUUGUUAAAACACAAUUCAAGGAUUGUAGAUACAUAGAACUAACAAUCACAUUAUCUCCACCAUCAAAUGUAAGAUGUAUGUUCUAUUAUAAAGACUUAUGAAUAAAAUAUCAAGAACAUG